AUGGAAUACUUCAACUUUGAAGAGGCAUCCUACGCCUCGAACAAUGUGCAGGAUGAUGUUGCAUCUGAUUGCCAAGAAGUCGACGAAGUAGAAGCCGUUGAGAAUUAUGAGUCGUUGUUUUUCGAUAAGAACUUUCAGCUGCAUCCCGUCUCGGGGCUGACAGCUGAUGGUGAGGUCGGUAACCUGCAUGAUCAGGGACUGGACCCCCAGCUCCGGGCUAACUAUCCAGAUGUUCCCGAGCCGACCCCUGGCUCACAAUAUCCUAUGUUUCGAUCUCCGCUGCCCUGUGAUUUCUGUCGGCAAAUGGGAUUCGAUUGCUUCCUCAUUCAACGAGGCAUAUUAGCUGCCGGCUGUACCUGUUGUGUCUCGCUCUACCGAGAGUGCAGUUUUACACACGCAAAAACCCCGGGCAAGUUUCUACACACUCUGCAUCCAGUGGGCGAAGACGACGUCACAUCUACCGGCGGGCUUACUGGAAGACGAGCCUUGAAAUCUGUGGGAUCAACUAAAUUCGAUCAUCUUGAAUCUCGUGGCCGCAAAAGUGGUGCCCGUUUCUCUCGUGAAGCCGUUAGAAUAUUGAAGAACUGGCUCUCAGAGCACUACCAACAUCCUUACCCCAACGAGGCAGAGAAAGAUGCUCUGAAAGAACGUACUGGUCUCAAAAGAAGUCAAAUUGCCAAUUGGCUUGCCAAUGCUCGUCGUCGCGGCAAAGUCUUGCCAUCUACACGCGAUAGUUCGCCUACUCCAGGUGCCCUUGAUAUCCCAGGAUCCACGCGUACAUCAUCGGCAUCAUCGACAACAUCAACGUCGUCAUCGUCCACUCUUGAAUAUGCGCUGAUGACACCUUUGGAGCGAUGGAAGCACUCUCCACCUGAACACGAAGCUGCCUCAACCAGCGCCAUUAUCCGAGCCAUGGCCAGUGCCUCUCUUCCUCCCCCAUCACCGUCUCAUGCCCAGCAGCAGCAACAGCACCAGGCCUACUAUCCUCCUGCAAUGUCUGGAAAUGGUCGAUCUUUUUCCCGUAAGACGGGCUCCAGCAAUGACUCUACUUUGUCGUUUCAAGCACCGUCUGUGAGUAGUUACGAAACGGAGAAUAAAUCAUCGAUUUCGGACUACUCUUUCGCCUCUGCAUUCUCGCAUCGCUCUUCUCAACAUUCGUUAAAUUCAGCAGACCGAAAAGAACGACGUCGGCGCCGUAAGCAGAUGCCACCAGUUCCGGCAUUUGACCGACAGCCUGUUCGUGGAGCUCGUAUCUUUCAAUGUACAUUCUGUAUUGAUUCUUUCCCCGCGAAAUAUGACUGGCAACGUCAUGAGAAGUCAGUGCACUUGGCUCUCGAGAAAUGGACUUGUGCACCACACGGAGGAAUUAUAACGAUCUCCGACGGGAAGAAAGCAUGUGCCUUUUGUAGAGCCCCUAACCCGACCGACGACCAUUUAGAAUCUCACAAUUACUUGACAUGCCAAGAAAAGACAGUUCAAGAACGAACAUUUUAUCGCAAGGAUCAUCUGAAUCAGCAUUUACGAUUGAUGCAUGAUGUCAAAUAUGACUCGUCGAUGGAUCAAUGGCGAAGCACAACAAACGACAUCAAGUCACGAUGUGGCUUAUGCGAUACCAACUUCACAACUUGGAAAGAGCGUGUGGAUCAUAUAGCACAGCAUUUUAAGAACGGGGCAGACAUGUCAAAGUGGAAAGGUGACUGGGGGUUCGAGCCAUACGUUCAGCGACUCGUUGAGAAUGGUAUACCUCCAUACCUCAUUGCAAGCGAGCGAGCAAAUCUCAAUCAGGACAGAGUGCCUGGAUCAGGGAGCCAGAAAAAGGUCAUCGAUUCUUUUACGGGCUCUUCGUCGGUGGUCCUACUAGUACCCACGGAUGAGACAUCCUUUACGCGGCUCGAGAGUGAGCUGAAAGCAUACAUCGGGGGCCAACUGCUGGAUGGCAGCACGCCAACUGAUAAAGAAAUCCAAGAUCAAGCUCGUAUGAUCGUAUACGGCAGUAAUGACCUAUGGAACCAAACAUGCGCCGACAAUAUUGUCUGGCUGAGCGUGCUUAAACGAGACUGCGGUAUGGAAGAUCUUCCUGGCUUAGAAAACACCAACCUAGAAGAUCUCGAAAUGCAGCCUCCUUUCGCAGGUCGCAUGCAACACCCUCCUCUAGAAACAAACACCUUUGCUGCCGGAAAUGUACGUCACUCAUGGUUCAGCGGUGCCAGCCUCGGAAGCGCAGCAGUUUCGGCAUCCGGGCUGCAAAGCCCAGCUUUCAUUUCGAGCAGCGGUUUCCCCUCAGCUGCUGCCAGCAUGCCUGGAAGUCUUGCAGGAAGCUUUUCUGGCAGCAUUGGAGUUUCUUCUGCCGGCCCUUCUUCGUCUGUUAUUCCUGGUCUGUCAAGUGGAUGGAGCAGCAAUUUUUCCGUGGGUGAACGAUCAGCAUCCGACUGGGCCGGAUCUGCUGCCUUUGCAGAUCCCAUGGCGCAGUCGAAUUUUGAUCUAGAGCUAUUGCAGCAAUUAAAUGGUUCAGAAUCUCAUAACAUGGACAUCGAUACAUCCAUGUUCGGCAUGGAAGGACUCACUUCCCAGUCUGAAAUUAUGCGUACUGUUGCAGCUAAGACUCCACAGUCCUUUGAUCCCUCGACGAUGACAACGGCCGAGACUCAGCCAAUAUCCAUUCCCACUACCACCGCUGCUGCGGAUAUGCACUCAUAUUUUGAGCCAUCGUUUUCAUCGCAGCCGGGAUAUAGUUGA
This is a messenger RNA of Talaromyces marneffei, 2736 nucleotides long. RefSeq lists its product as uncharacterized. Gene Ontology annotation, biological process: regulation of DNA-templated transcription. The record is from RefSeq and is a predicted model, not a curated record. Gene Ontology annotation, molecular function: DNA binding. The coding region runs from base 1 to 2736 and encodes 911 amino acids. The transcript has a single exon. NCBI's taxonomy places the organism in Eukaryota, Fungi, Ascomycota, Eurotiomycetes, Eurotiales, Trichocomaceae.